This is a messenger RNA of Tauraco erythrolophus (red-crested turaco), 1035 nucleotides long. The record is from RefSeq and is a predicted model, not a curated record. Lineage: Eukaryota; Metazoa; Chordata; Aves; Musophagiformes; Musophagidae.
GCUUUUUCUUCGUUUCAGGAACGAAAGGGCAGCUGGUCCCUCAUGAAAAUCUUUCUAGUUUGUCUGUUGGCGUGUGUUAUCACCACGGCAAUAGGAGUGCUGGUCCUGUCCUUGGUCUAUGUGAACAGCACUCCCUUUAUGAGAGAGAUGGAUGUUAAAAAUGAUGGCACAUCUUCCCCAAAAGCAGAUGAAAAAAGUGUGGAUAUCCGAUUCCAAUUCCUGAAUCAUCUGGGGAAAUCAAAGGACUGGAUUCACACAAAAUCUUAUGUUGGAAUUAAAAAUGAACUCCGUGAUCUCGUUUCGGCGAACGAAAAUGAAUUCAUUGACAAUGUAUAUAACUACCCAGGUGGUGAAAUUCAGUGGGCGAGAUUCAGGAACGAUGUAACUGAAUAUCAAAGUGAUGAAGAAAUGGAAUUUGGAAAAAGCAUCAACAACCAUCGCUCCAAAAUGACUUUUGGAACCUUACGGAUCAAGAGCAAAGGGCUUCGAGCUCCCCACUGGCAUUUUAAUGCCAACGAACAUGGCUACCUGCUACAGGGUACUGCCUGGAUUGGAGUGAUUGGUGCAGAUGACAGCGUGGUUACCACGUACAAUGUCACAGCUGGCCAAGUGAUCUUCUUCCCUAGAAACACGGUGCAUUGGAUAAAGAAUGUAGGAGCAGAAGACUGCCUGUUCUUGCUGUUCUUCACAACACACGAAGAACUCCAGACCUUGGAUGUGGAUGAUGCAUUUUUCUCUACCCCAGAGGACAUAGCAGCCAGAGCAUUAAAGCCACAAGGUGGAGUUAACUUCAUCAGGACGUUCAAGAAACAAGUAGAAGAUCAAGCAGUUAACCUCCCACCAAACUUAAACGAGCUGGUGCAAAACGCCACCUACGUGCAGUCUCCGGACAACCUGGUGUGGCAGUACUUCUACAAUCUGAAAGGGUCAGCAGAAUAUCCUUUUCCAGGAGGAAUCUUCCAGUGGGCUCGCUACCGCAGAAACGGCACCGGCCUAAAUGAAACAGAAAAAAUUUUCAGUGAGUCGUUGAACAAG